UAACAAUCAGGACUCAAACCUGAUGGACAUGAUUGUAAUGAUUGCAUGGGGUAUUUGGAAGAAUAGAAAUGAAGUGAGGCACGGGGGAAAGAAACUUGCACUGCUGAAAUAUAUGGGACAGCUAGCAGACUUCGUGAGGAAUAUAUGGCAACACAGGAGGUUUCAAACCAACCUAUGGAUACUCCGAUGGAUCAGAUCAGAUGGCUCACUCCACCACACGGAUGGUACAAGGUAAAUGCAGAUGGGGCUGUUUUUUCAAAGCACAAAUGGGCUGGAAUAGGCAUAAUAGCCAGGGAUGAUCGAAGGCGUGUGGUUGCUGCCAUGAGUAAGAGAUUGCAGGUUCCCUUGGCUGCCUUAGAGAUCGAAGCAAAGGCAAUAGAAGCUGCUGCUAUGUUUGCUAGAGAUAUUGGCAUUCAGAAUGUAGUCUUUGAAAGUGACAGCUUGCAGGUAUGUUCUGCUCUUCAGUGGGUAACAGAAGCUUCCACAGCUAUUGCAAAUAUUAUUAUUGGUACUUUGUACCACAUGCAUCAUAUCCGCCAUAUUGAAGUUAGACACACAAGAAGAGAAGGAAACAAGGCAGCUCACGGACUUGAAGUAUGCCCAAUCAAUAGAUGA
Quercus lobata is the source of this 615-nucleotide messenger RNA. RefSeq lists its product as uncharacterized. The coding region runs from base 145 to 615 and encodes 156 amino acids. Gene Ontology annotation, molecular function: RNA-DNA hybrid ribonuclease activity; nucleic acid binding. The transcript has a single exon. NCBI's taxonomy places the organism in Eukaryota, Viridiplantae, Streptophyta, Magnoliopsida, Fagales, Fagaceae. The record is from RefSeq and is a predicted model, not a curated record.